Messenger RNA from Cebus imitator (Panamanian white-faced capuchin), 1271 nucleotides. Its product is annotated as SWI/SNF complex subunit SMARCC2-like. The coding region runs from base 85 to 552 and encodes 155 amino acids. Lineage: Eukaryota; Metazoa; Chordata; Mammalia; Primates; Cebidae. The transcript is spliced from 2 exons. The record is from RefSeq and is a predicted model, not a curated record.
UAAGCAAAAUUUUAUACCUCUCUCCAUCUCUCAUCUUUGUUCUCAGGCCCCUCACCGUUCCCCAACCAACAAACUCCUCCCUCAAUGAUGCCAGGGGCAGUGCCAGGCAGCGGGCACCCAGGCGUGGCGGGUAAUGCUCCUUUGGGUUUGCCUUUUGGCAUGCCGCCUCCUCCUCCUCCUCCUGCUCCAUCCAUCAUCCCAUUUGGUAGUCUAGCUGACUCCAUCAGUAUUAACCUUCCCCCUCCUCCUAACCUGCAUGGGCAUCACCACCAUCUCCCGUUCGCCCCGGGCACUCUCCCCCCACCUAACCUGCCUGUGUCCAUGGCGAACCCUCUACAUCCUAACCUGCCGGCGACCACCACCAUGCCAUCUUCCUUGCCUCUCGGGCCGGGGCUCGGAUCCGCCGCAGCCCAAAGCCCUGCCAUUGUGGCAGCUGUUCAGGGCAACCUCCUGCCCAGUGCCAGCCCACUGCCAGACCCAGGCACCCCCCUGCCUCCAGACCCCACAGCCCCGAGCCCAGGCACGGUCACCCCUGUGCCACCUCCACAGUGAGGAGCCAGCCAGACAUCUCUUCCCCUCACCCCCUCUGGAGAUCAUGGUUCCAGGAACAGCCCUUUCCCAACCACUGGGACCCUCCCCAGCCCGGAGAGUACAUCACUACGUAAGGAAAGCUCCUUCCGCCCCUCCAAAGCCCUCACCAUGCCCAACAGAGGCGUGCAUUUUUAUAUCAGAUUAUUCAAGGACUUCGGUUUAAAAGAUAUUUCUAACAUCUGGGAGAGAGGAUAGGAUAGGAUAGCUGCCCUAAAGGAAGGGCUGGUGAAAGGUGUUUAUACAAGGUUCUCAUUAACCACUUCUAAGGGUACACCUCCCUAGAAACUACUGCAUUUUCUAUGGAUCAAAAAAAAAUUAAUCCCUUUAAAAGGAAGUAGAUUUUAAAAAGCCACAUUGGAGCUCCCUUUUACCCACUAAAAAAUAACCAGCUUUUACAUUUUUUGAGGGGGAGUGAGUUUUAGGAAAGGGGAAUUAAGGUUCCAGGGAGAGCUCUGGGGAUAGAACAGGGUGCAGAAUCUAUCUCUUCCCAAGCCCCUUUUUAGUGACUGUGUCAAGGCCCCAGCUCCCCUCCCCCACCCCACUCCACGCUUAUUCGUACUAAUAACCCCUCCUUCGGCUUCCUCAUUGUUGCUGUUUUAGGCCACCCCAGCUCAGCCAAUGAUUCCUUUCCCUCUGAAUGUCAGUUUUGUUUUGUUUUUAAAAGUCACCUGCUUAGUUGA